This is a messenger RNA of Cylicostephanus goldi, 167 nucleotides long. The record is from the annotation of a GenBank genome assembly. NCBI's taxonomy places the organism in Eukaryota, Metazoa, Nematoda, Chromadorea, Rhabditida, Strongylidae.
AUGCCACAUGCACAGACAAUGAUUCGAGAGAUUCUCAUAGCAGCCGUGGAGAAACGCUUGAUGGGCAACAGACAAUUUGGUUUUAUGCUCUCAGGAGGGCUUGAUUCUUCUUUAAUUGCUUCGAUUGCUACGAAGUUCCUAAAACAGGUAAUUAUUUUUUCUUGAUA